This is a messenger RNA of Talaromyces marneffei, 1089 nucleotides long. RefSeq lists its product as uncharacterized. The transcript has 5 exons. Lineage: Eukaryota; Fungi; Ascomycota; Eurotiomycetes; Eurotiales; Trichocomaceae. The record is from RefSeq and is a predicted model, not a curated record. The coding region runs from base 1 to 1089 and encodes 362 amino acids.
AUGGCUCCUCGUUCGGACAAUUCGAUAUUAUGGCUUGUCCUAGGUCUAUCAUUAGGCUUUGUAGCCGCUCGCCGUAUCGUCCGCGAUCUAUAUGAAGUCCGCGAGUUGACAGAGAUUACUCGACCUGAUAAUGAUGAUAAUGCAAUCAGUAAGGGCACUGAAGAUGCUCUCAAGCUCGAAACGCUCCAAAAACUGACUGAGAGCCCGAGUUAUGAGCUCCGCGGAGCAUCUCUUCGAAUAAUUUCAGAGCGCGCCACGAAGGAGCCUUCCUGGGACAUAUUACUAGAAGACUUGACAAGUAAAAACAAACAGCAACGGAAUCGAGCUCUGGACGCCAUUCAUUUCCUAUUUGCCAGUCGCGCAUUAUCCCGCGUCACUCUCUCACCUCGAGUAAGAGAUAUAUCCACCUACAAAGCAAUCGUCGACUGUCUCUGCAACUUCCUCGAUGAGCACACCACCGAAUACAUAACCACCGACUCCCCCAUCCUACCCAAAACAAGGCCACCAGGCGAAAAGAAAUUGCUGGAAACACUCAAUAUCCUCCUCGUUCAAGAUAUACCCGCCGCCCUAGAAGCCGGUAUUGUCAGUCGGUGGCUCUCGAAAUACCCAUUUCCUUGCUACCGUAACUGUGACGACGCUAAUGGGACAAACGGGAAUGAUGGCAAUAAUAAUGUCCACAAAUAUCGUCAGAAAGAUAUAUAUUGGCUUAUGAAGAUGUACUGGCCGGACGAUACCUUGAUGAGCUCGAUUAUUACGACCCUUGUCAGCGCGCCAGAUGGAAUCCGACAAUUGCGCAAAUACGGGCUUAUGGGUAGCAUGAUCGAAGAAAGCCACGACCUAGAUGACAAUGGCGAUGAUGACGAUGAUGAUGAUGGCGCUCACGAUGAUGAAGACGCGGAUAGUGAUGUGUGGAUGAUAAAUGGCGAGAGUACAGCGGGGAGAAGUUGGGCGCCGGAGCGUUUGACAUUGCCCGACGAGAGUCUUGAGGAGCAAGUUCUUAGGAGACGGAGGCGAGAGGCUAUGGUUUUUAGUGAGGAUGGAGGGCCGAUUGGGAGGGAGAAUAUUAUACAGCCUCCUAUUGAAGACUAA